Messenger RNA from Cylicocyclus nassatus, 399 nucleotides. NCBI's taxonomy places the organism in Eukaryota, Metazoa, Nematoda, Chromadorea, Rhabditida, Strongylidae. The record is from the annotation of a GenBank genome assembly.
AUGAACAACCUCCGACUCCUCUGCCGUAGUGCUCUUCUCUUCUUCGUUAUCUUCCUCAGCGUCCGAGCUGACGGUAUCUUCCGAGAUGCUGGAAAUACUGCCCAACAUGCAGCCGACGCUGCUGUUGACACCGUCGGCGGUGCCGCCGGUGCGGUAGCGGAAGGUGCAAAAACCGGCUACAAUGCAGUGGCCAAUACUGCCGCAGACGCUGCUGAAGUAGCUCGCAAAGGAAUCAAAGAGACUGUAGAAGACGCCGGAGAUACGGUUCACCAAGCUAGACACUACACUAGCGACAAAAUCCGUGAUGCGGCCUAUGUUGUCGAUAGCGGAGCCCAAGGAGCGAUGACGAUUGCAUUCUGUGUGAUGCCGCUCUUCGUCGUCCGCUACCUCACUUGUUAA